This is a messenger RNA of Malania oleifera, 901 nucleotides long. Its product is annotated as ubiquitin-conjugating enzyme E2-17 kDa. Bases 156 to 602 code for a protein of 148 amino acids. The record is from RefSeq and is a predicted model, not a curated record. NCBI's taxonomy places the organism in Eukaryota, Viridiplantae, Streptophyta, Magnoliopsida, Santalales, Ximeniaceae. The transcript is spliced from 5 exons. Gene Ontology annotation, molecular function: ubiquitin conjugating enzyme activity. Gene Ontology annotation, cellular component: nucleus. Gene Ontology annotation, biological process: protein polyubiquitination.
GAUAAUCCGGGAAAAAACUCGGUGUAAUGCCAUGUCCACGCUUCCCACUCCAACCUUCUUUUCUUUCAUCUCUCUCUCUCGGGGGCUUUGAUACCCGUGGGAAACCCUAGCGCAAGUGUGAACCAUAUUUCUGUUAUAACUGGAGAAAAUUUGGGAUGGCUUCCAAGCGGAUUCAGAAGGAGUUGAAGGACCUGCAGAAGGAUCCUCCUGCCUCUUGCAGUGCUGGCCCUGUUGCUGAGGACAUGUUCCACUGGCAGGCGACCAUAAUGGGCCCAGCUGACAGCCCAUUUGCUGGUGGUGUUUUUCUUGUUUCUAUUCACUUCCCCCCAGAUUACCCAUUCAAGCCACCAAAGGUUGCAUUCCGGACUAAAGUUUUUCACCCUAAUAUUAAUAGCAACGGCAGUAUUUGCCUGGACAUUCUCAAAGAGCAGUGGAGCCCUGCCCUGACAGUUUCAAAGGUGCUGCUUUCAAUAUGCUCACUGCUGACCGAUCCAAACCCAGAUGAUCCCUUGGUGCCUGAAAUUGCGCACAUGUACAAGACAGACCGAGCCAAGUAUGAAGCAACUGCAAGGUCUUGGACCCAGAAGUAUGCAAUGGGAUAGGAAGCUUAUCUUCUGCAUCUGCUGCGUUUAGGAACAACAUUAUUAUUAUUAUUAUUAUUAUUAUUAUAUGUUCAGCAGUACAAUUAGUAAAUAAAAUAGAAAAUGGGUUGCUCUAUGUGAAGAAUUUAAUACCUCUGGUAAUUUUAUUUUGAUUUUUUGGGUUUUCGUUUUGGCUUGGGGUUACAAGUUUUAUGUGUAUGGGUUUAUGUGGGAAGGGGGAAGGUGUUCUUUGGAUAUAAUUGUGGUUGAACCGUUUUUACAGUAUUUAUGGUCGGUAAGAAAUUUAGCAGGGUUGUUUA